Caenorhabditis sp. 36 PRJEB53466 is the source of this 2754-nucleotide messenger RNA. The record is from the annotation of a GenBank genome assembly. NCBI's taxonomy places the organism in Eukaryota, Metazoa, Nematoda, Chromadorea, Rhabditida, Rhabditidae.
AUGAAUCCCGACGUCAAUAGUUCUCGAGUGAACGUAUCGCUGAAAGUGAAUUUCUAUUUAUUACGGCUCUUUUAAUGUAGAUUUACAGACGGAGAUGAUGAAGUACACAACGGGAGUUCAAUUGGCUCGGCCAUCAUCAUCUUCCGAUCCUCUUCUUUUUUGGAAGACUCACAAAAACGAAUAUCCGAUUCUCUCGUCGAUCAGCAAAAACUUGCUGGCCGUGCCGAGCAGCUCAGCAGCCACACAACGGCUAUUCUCGUACGUGUUUGUUAUUUAGAACGCAAAUAAAUGGAACCUUUUCCAGAUCCGCGACAUACUUGACAAAUAAUGAGAAACGCAAUCGGAUGAAGGCGGAUACACUGGACGCCGCCAUCUUGCAGGUGAUGUCCAAUUCAAACUUGCUAAAGUAAGUGUUUCUAACCGUUAUAAUCCAGUUAUAAUUUUUUAAUUUUCAGCGCCAAUUCAAAAAUGUUCACGCAGAACGGAGAAGGUAUCGACGAUGAAGAAGAUUUGGAAAUUGAGCGGACUGUUGAUACCAUCUCUCGAACCAGCCAGAUCCAUCGAGCCAGCCAGGUCCUUCGAGCCAGCCGGGGACCUUGAAACUGCGACUGCGUGCAAAUGCACAUAAGAAGUUGACCAAGUAAAAAAAACCGGUACCUCCGAAGACGAAGAAACGAGUGCCAACUCCGCUUCCAGAUGAAAUUCUGAACAGCGAUGACUCUCUAGAAUUGCCCUAAUUUUAUCGUGUGCCAUUUCGAUCCUAUUCAGUUGUUCCCUAUGAAAUCCCUAUGAUAUGUUCCCUUUCAAUGUUCCCUCUUGUUCCCUAUGAAAUGUUAACUGCUUCGUCAUCAAUUUCGAAACGUUUUAUGUAAAAAUUACAGAUAGUUCGACGAACGGCGGAAGAUUGUUUAUUAAGAGAAAUACGAAAGAAAACCGGUUUUCAAUUGAAAAAAGAAAAUCCGAGUCGACGGUGGAUGCAAGCGCGCCUCAUUGACAACUCGCUUCCGCAUUGGAAUGCUGGAAAUUUUUUUUUGUUCUUUUCCUCUAUUCGAAAACCCGGCUCGUUCGUUCAGCCCACCUAUGUGACUGAAAAACACUGUGGCCACUGUACGCGGUGUAUUUUUUAAUGAAAAUGUAUCAGAAAAUAUGUCAAAAAUUGUAACAAACGACAGAAAUUGACCGAGACUUUUGGAGGUGCGAGAAAAAGCGAGACGAGAAAGGACGAGACGGCGGAAUACGGAAUUGAAUACCUUAUCACUGGAUUCUCGACACCACCGACUCCAGUGCACGCGGCAACGUUCAUCAAACGAUGGAAGACAACUGAUCAGAGUGCUCAAUUCGGCUUCACCUACACGUCUGUUGCGCAGGCGGGAACGCCCACCAAAGGGAUGGUGGGUGAAUUUCAAUGUGCAACCUAUCAAGACGCUCUAAACUUCCGAUGUGGAUUCGAUGAGCAUUUGUGCAGUUGCAUCGCGCAAGGAACCGUGCUCAGAUGUCCGUGUCGACACUUUCACCUCGAUGCGGUGCUCAAGAAGACGCUACUACCGAGAGGUGAAGCAGGGAUCGCCAUACUAACGGAAGGAGAACUGAUCAACACGAAGCUGACAACGAGUUCUUUGGUUUCGAUUCAACUACAGUUCAGGAAUCAAUCAAUUCAUCGGAUCGUGAAAGACGACAACUGCAGCAUUGCAACGACGACGAUCACGGGUUGCUUCUCCUGUGGAAAAGGAGCGUUGUUGACUGCGACGUGUACCUCCAUGGUUCACAAAAGGAUCGAAGCGACAGUCAAGUGCCCGACGAUUGGAGUGGAUUUUCUAGAAUGCGGUAUCAACGGAGUGCGAGGGAAAAUCAAUUUCCAUUCGACCCAGCGGAAGAUCGAGGAAACUUGUUCCAUUUCGUGUGGAACAGUUAAGCAGGAAUUCUCCUUGCAAGGAGAACUAGCGGAAGAAGCAACGUUCGAUGCGUCUGGACUUCGGGAUCGGUUUGCGGAAUUCACUCAGAAGAUCGGGGAAGGAGGAAUUUUCGACGUCAUCACGGGAAAGAUAGCUGCCGUUUGGAGCACCAUCACUUCAUGGAUCGGCUCGGGAAUCGUCAUCAUGGUUGUGCUGGUUAUCGGAGGAGUAUGUUGUGUCCAGUGUGUCGGAGGAACGUCGGUUGGCUGGCGCUACAUUCCCUUGGCACGGGAGUGUCGCAGAUCGCGAUAUCGACGACGGAGGAGAUGAUCAAUGACCACAGAACAGAGCAUUCCCAUCGACUCUCACGAUAAUAAUAACCAUCCCCAUUCCUCACCGUUCCCAGGCACAUUCACGGUGAUUCGAUUAGCGGAACUCCGUUAAAUACCCCGGAAUCGCUCUUCUCAGUAUAUUCUCUUCUAUUCUUUCUUCUACUUUCUACAUUCUUCGACUUCUACGAUUCCUUCCGAAUAAAUCGUUACACCAUAGCCCGCACCUGUUUGUACAGAUGAAGGCGACAAAUGAGCAGAUCGCGAGUAAUCUCAUUGCGGGCAGUUCAACGGAUAACGGCAACGGUCCCUCGUGCAAAUCGUCUAGGAUUUGUAAAGUGUUCGACCAGCACGUGCGCGAUUUGAGCGAGAUCGAACGAUACGAAUCGGAAGCAGCAGUGGUGUCUUUCAUUGGUACUCUCUCGAAACGUCACAGACCACGAGCAGAUCUCGGACUCAACAGCUUGUCGGACUCGUUUUACGACACUCCCGCCUCCUUUCCGUCGAUCUCAUCGUUCCCUAAUAAUUACUGA